Rubroshorea leprosula is the source of this 1426-nucleotide messenger RNA. NCBI's taxonomy places the organism in Eukaryota, Viridiplantae, Streptophyta, Magnoliopsida, Malvales, Dipterocarpaceae. The record is from the annotation of a GenBank genome assembly.
AAAUGAGGUCACACUUCUUCCUCUGCAGAUAGUCUAGCUAAAGGCUAAAGCCACUCGUUGUCUUUCUGCUUCAAUGGCGCUGGAAGGGAUCCUCUUGGGCAUGGGAAAACCACUUCUUGACAUCUCUGCAGUGGUAGACGAGGACUUCUUGAAUAAGUAUAACAUUAAGUUGAACAAUGCUAUCUUCCUGAAGACAAGCACCUGCCAAUGUAUGAGGAGAUGGCUAGCAAGUAUAACGUGGCGUACAUUGCUGGAGGUGCUACUCAAAAUUCUAUCUGAGUUGCCCAGUGGAUGCUUCAAAUCCCAGGUGCAACUAGUUAUAUUGGUUGCAUUGGGAAGGAUAAAUUUGGAGAGGAAAUGAAGAAAAACUCAAAGAUUGCUGGUGUUAAUGUGAUGAGACAGCACCAAUGGGGACUUGUGCUGUUUGUGUUGUUGGUGGUGAGAGAUCAAUGGCUGCCAACUUAUCAGCUGCAAAUUGCUGCAAAUUGUUACAAAUCUGAGCAUUUGAAGAGACCUGAAAAUUGGGCCCUACUUGAGAAGGCAAAAUAUUUCUACAUUGCUGGAUUUUUCCUUACUGUAUCUCCUGAGUCCAUACAACUUGUUGCUGAACAUGCAGCUGCAACGUACAAGAUCUUCACGGGGAACCUCUCUGCUCCAUUCAUCUGUGAGUUCUUUAGGGAUGCACAAGAGAAAGCUCUACUGUACAUGGACUAUGUCUUUGGGAAUGAGACAGAAGCCUGAACAUUCUCAAAGGUUCAUGGCUGGGAGGUAAAUAGUUCUUACAGUGUUGUUCAUUCUUCAAUAUGUGAACUCUUCUUUCAUUCUCUUUAAUAUUUCUUUAUAUUUUGUUGCCUAUAAUGAACACACUGAUAAUGUUGAGGAGAUUGCAUUAAAGAUUUCUCAAUGGCCCAAAGCAUCAGUUACACACGAGAAUUACUAUUAUCACUCAGGGUGCAGUUCCCAUUGUGGUUGCUGAGGAUGGAAAAGUGAAGAAGUUCCUGGUGAUCCAGUUUCCCAAGGAGAAGUUGGUUAAUACCAAUGGAACAGGGAAUGCAUUUGUUGGUGGAUUUUUGUCACAGCUUGUUCUUGAGAAGCCCAUUGAAGAAUGUGUUAGAGCUGGUUGCUACACCUCAAAUGCUAUAAUCCAAAGAUCAGGCUGCACAUACCCUGAAAAACCAGACUUCAAUUAAAGACUUAGUCCCAUUGGCUCCAUCAAUUUAUACUUUGCAGUUGACGGAACAUGAUUUCGGCAAUCUGCACCAUGUGCCCCUGUGCCUCCUAUAGGUACACGAGUUGAGACAUUUCAUUCUCUUUUCAUUUUCUUUUUUGAUAUGCACAGCAUAGAUGAUAGCUCAUAUGCUGUUGUUUGCAAGAACAAAUGGUUCUUUAUUUUCAAUAACGAUAUAAAUAAAAUAGCUAGAUAUCA